AUGCGCGUUUCUGCGACCUCUCUCUGCCUGCUGGCUGGCCAAGCAGUGGCGGCACCUCCUGCUGCUCGUCAAGACGGUGCUGCCGGACCGGUCGUGCAGGACGGCGUCUUUCAAUUUCCCUUCUUUACCAUCGCCCACAAAGAAGAGCUGCUCAAGGGCGGCAAUGGGGCGACCGGCACCGCGACAACCAAGCGUCAAGUGCCCGCCGGCCUUGACAAUGUCAAUUAUGGUGGUGUUUGGCCAGCCAUGGUCCUGGGCAUGACCAUAGAGCUCGGCACCCCGCCCCAAAAGGUCCUCGUUGAGCCCGACACCGGAUCUUACCAGCUGUGGGUGCCUGGCGCAACCCCAACCGACGGCGGCACGGAUGUCGAGUCGGUUUACUUUGACAGAAACGCGAGCACCUCGAAGCAGGAUCUGAAGAUGGAAUCGGGAUGCGCUUAUGGCACGCGUGAAAGAGUUCAGUUGAAUAUGUUCAGUGACGAAGUCUCUCUUGGCGGCAAGUCCCUGGGCCAACUGGCCUUUGGAAUUGGCAAUAUGACCAGCCCCCAUACUACCUUGGGACGCACCAUCGGUGUCAUGGGCCUCCUCCCCGCCCCUCCCCAUAGCAAAGACAGUACCGACUUUGUUCCCCAGAUGCUUCUAGACAAGAAGAUUACCAAGACCCGUGCGUUUGGCAUGGCGUUGCGCGAGAAUGGCCAAGGUCUGCUUACAUUUGGUGGCUACGACACGAGCAAGUUUUCCGGACCUCUCGAGAAGCUCCCCAUCCUUCCGAAUAAAUGGAGACAUUCUAUUGUUUCGAUCCAGUCUGUUUCCUUCAAGGCCAGCAGUUGCGGUAGCAGUGAGGUCGUCCUGAACAAGGAAACGGCAUCAAGGGAUUUGACCAUGUGCAUCGACUCUGGAUCGCCCGCUCUGGUUUUGAAGAAGGACCUUUUUGAGAUAGUGGAGGCAAAACUCCAAGCAAAGCCCUCGUCAGGUCCUCUGAAAGUAGCCUGCGACGUUGUCGACGCCGGUGCGUCGCUCGAUUUUAGAUUGACCAACAGUACCAGGGUAUCGGUGCCCCUUAGCGACAUGUUGCUUCAAAAGGUUGACAGUGGCAAAAACUGCAUCCUCGCUAUUCAGAAGAGCAGAGUGCCAUCUGACUUGUUCAUUGGCGGGCACUUUUUCCGCCGCUCGUUCGUUCUGCAUGACCCGGAUGGUGACUCCAUCUACGUCGGCCGCGGCGCCGACUGUGGCUCAAGCGUCGUUGCCAUUGACGGCAAGAUGCCGACCGAUGUCAUCAAGGGCAAGUGCAGCGAGGAGCCGGCCGCCGCUGAGAAGCCCAGCGCGAGCGCGAUGGAUAGUAUUGCGGGUCUGACCGUAGAGGAGCUCACGGCGCUUAUCGAUCCCCGCAUUCAUAAGGAUGAGGCGUAA
This is a messenger RNA of Beauveria bassiana ARSEF 2860, 1410 nucleotides long. RefSeq names its product eukaryotic aspartyl protease. The record is from RefSeq and is a predicted model, not a curated record. The coding region runs from base 1 to 1410 and encodes 469 amino acids. Lineage: Eukaryota; Fungi; Ascomycota; Sordariomycetes; Hypocreales; Cordycipitaceae. The transcript is spliced from 4 exons. Gene Ontology annotation, molecular function: aspartic-type endopeptidase activity. Gene Ontology annotation, biological process: proteolysis.